AUGCGCGACGUUCUGCUCCAACAUCCGGCAAAGGUAAGAGACUGGAGAGAGGCUGCGAUACAGCCUGACCGCCUAACGCUAUCAGCGCAGUUCUAUAACGAGGCAUUCUUCAGUCUUCUCAUCUAUAACCCUGCCACGAGUGAGAAUAGCGAGGUCACUGGCAAGAUGCGGUGUCUUUCUCUUUCAAUGUUCCGUGGACGUGCCCGGGCUGGCAGUGUGGACGACUCAGCAUCUCCACCGCCAUACACGGUAUCCGAUGCCAGAGCGGCGGUGCCGGCGCCGAAGACGAGCGGCCACCGAGUCUUCUUCGGCCGCAUCAUCCACAGCAAGUCUCUCAAGGAGGUCGAGAUCCUCCCUCAAGCUAGCCUGGGGGUCGACGACAAGGGCAGGAUUCGCUUCCUGGACGGCAGCGUCGCCUCCGCCGCCGAGGCAUGCGCCAAACACGCGGGCUUCGCCCACGCCGAGACCGUCACGCUGAAGCCGCUGCAGUUCCUCUUCCCGGGGCUCAUCGACACGCACAUGCACGCGCCCCAGUACCCCAACCUGGCGCUGGGCAUGGAGGGCGACCUGAAGGAGUGGUGCGAGAACUGGACGGACCCGAUGGAGGCGUCGUACGCCGACACGUCCAAGGCCCACCGGGUGUACCGCGAGAUGGUGCAGAAGGAGCUCGAGAACGGCAGCACGACGGUGGCGUACAACUCCAGCAUCCACCCGGCCGCGACCAACGUGCUGGCCGACGUGUGCCUGGAGUUCGGGCAGCGCGCGGUCAUCGGCAAGCUGUGCAUCCUGGUGGGCAGCACGCACGGCAACUGGGAGGCGAGCGCGGAGCAGAGCAUCACGGACGAGGCCCAGGUCGUUCGGCACAUCCGCGCCAUCGACCCGGCCGGCGAGCUGGUGAUGCCGUGCAUCCAGCCGCGCGCCGGGUCGUACGUGCCGCCGCACCUGAUGGCCGGGCUGGGCGACCUGUGCCGCUCCAGCGAGCCGGUGCGCGUGCAGGCGCACAUGUGCGAGACGCCGCUCGAGGUGCAGAACAUGCACGCCCUGCACGCCGGGUUCGCCAGCUACGCCGACAUGUACGACCACCACGGGCUGAUGGGCCCGCGCACCAUCCUGGCGCACUGCAUCCACCUGACCGAGCGCGACAUGCAGGUCAUGGCCGCGCGCCGGGUCGGCGUCGCCCACAACGCCAACAGCAACACCUGCCUGACCGACGGCUGGUGCCGCGUGCGCACCCUGCUCGACCGCGGCAUCAAGGUCGGCCUGGGCACCGACUGCUCCGCGGGCUACUCGGUCUCCAUCCUCAACGCCAUGCGCCAGGCCAGCAACGUCUCGCGCCACCUGACCAUCCACACGGGCGACCCGGCCUGGAAGCUCGCCUUCGAGGAGCUGGUCUACCUGGCCACCAUGGGCGGCGCCGAGGUGUGCGCGCUCGACCACAAGGUGGGCAACUUCGAGGUCGGGAAGGCGUUUGAUGCCCUCCUCGUCGACGUCGGGCUGGACGACAACGUCAACACUAACGGGUUCGAGCACGACGACAUGGCCCUGUUGAAGAAGUGGGUAUUUAUGGGCGACGACCGGUCGAUACGGAAGGUGUGGGUGGGUGGCCGACUGGUUGCGGGAAAGGAUUUGAAAGCAUAG
Cladophialophora immunda is the source of this 1638-nucleotide messenger RNA. RefSeq names its product guanine deaminase. The transcript has 2 exons. Gene Ontology annotation, cellular component: cytosol. Bases 1 to 1638 code for a protein of 545 amino acids. NCBI's taxonomy places the organism in Eukaryota, Fungi, Ascomycota, Eurotiomycetes, Chaetothyriales, Herpotrichiellaceae. Gene Ontology annotation, molecular function: guanine deaminase activity; zinc ion binding. The record is from RefSeq and is a predicted model, not a curated record. Gene Ontology annotation, biological process: guanine metabolic process.